Doryrhamphus excisus (bluestripe pipefish) is the source of this 1094-nucleotide messenger RNA. Its product is annotated as ubiquitin thioesterase OTUB2-like. NCBI's taxonomy places the organism in Eukaryota, Metazoa, Chordata, Actinopteri, Syngnathiformes, Syngnathidae. Gene Ontology annotation, biological process: protein K48-linked deubiquitination; negative regulation of double-strand break repair. The record is from RefSeq and is a predicted model, not a curated record. Gene Ontology annotation, molecular function: cysteine-type deubiquitinase activity; ubiquitin binding. Gene Ontology annotation, cellular component: nucleus.
AACUUGUUUGGUCUUUAUUAGGACAUUCAAACGUCAUUUCGUCAACAAAGUGGUACGUAUCGUAACAAAAAGUGCACUGUCUCUUUAAGAGAUACGUUCGUAGUGACGCUAUCACACUUCCGGGUCACGUAAUUUUUUCCCAACCAAAACUACAGGAACGCUUUAAAACGAAAGCUAUACAUUUAAAUACGAGUUUGAUAUACUUUAUCAUUGAAACAUGACGGUAUGUCGUGGAGCCAAUUCGCAUGACGAAGUCGUUGUUCGAGUCCGCACCUAAUAGAAUCGCGUGUUCGCAAAAAAAAAAAAAAAAAACAAAAAAAAAAAAAUGGAGGCCGGCAGUUUCGUGUGUCAAAGAGAAGAUGUGUCAGUGCUGCUGCGGCAACAGAAAUAUACCAACAAACAUCGAGAACUGAGCGGUUUGUUCUCGUCCGUGAGAAAAGUGCGAGGCGAUGGAAACUGUUUCUACAGAGCCUUUUGUUUCGCCUUUAUGGAAUCCAUCCUACACAACGCCAAGGCUCUACAAAGAUUUAAGGAGAGCAUCAUUAAGAGUAGCGCUCAUCUAUCUUCUGCAGGAUUUGACCAGAGUGCCUUCCAGCUCCACUUAAACACAGUCGUUAACGUCAUCGAGCACUGCGAAAGUGGCGGCGAUCGGGAAGAGAUGCUGUUCAGUCUCUUCAACGAUCACAUGACCUCAGACAGCUUGGUGCAGUACCUGCGUCUACUCACCUCCGCGUACCUGCAGAACCACGCCGCGGACUUCUGCAACUUCGUGGAAGCGCCCAGCCUGCAGGCGUACUGUCAUCAAGACGUGGAAGCCAUGGGCAUGGAGUGCGACCAUGUGGACAUCCUGGCUCUGACUCAAGCGCUGGGAAUUUGCAUCCACGUGGUCUCAAUGGAGGGCGACGACGAGCAGUUGGUGCACCACAUCAUCCCCGACGGCGCCGAGGCCUCCGUACACCUCCUCCAUCACACGUCGCACUUUAGCAUUCUGUACCCACGACCCCCACCAUGACAGCACUCAUACAAAACAUAAAGGGGAUUAAACACAGUUUUAACACAUUGUGUGAAUAUAUGGAAUAAAUCUGUUUAAAUAA